This is a messenger RNA of Magnolia sinica, 1717 nucleotides long. Its product is annotated as protein neprosin-like. Bases 262 to 1551 code for a protein of 429 amino acids. The record is from RefSeq and is a predicted model, not a curated record. Lineage: Eukaryota; Viridiplantae; Streptophyta; Magnoliopsida; Magnoliales; Magnoliaceae. The transcript is spliced from 7 exons.
AGUUAUUUGCUAGGUGGACUGAAUGUGAUGGUACAACCAGUUGGACUUGAGGCCAUUUCAUUUUUUAAGCUUAUUUUUCAGGGGUUUUCUUCAAUAAUCAUUUUCUUGAUUUUUUACUAUCAUUGGUGUGGAUGGUUUUUUUUUUUUUUUUUUUCCUAAUAUUUUUGCAUGGUAUUUUCAUUAUUAAAGGUGGUUGAUUUUUUCAUGGGCUGUUGUCAUUUUAGAAGUUCUUUUUAGGGCCUUUGGCAGGACUAAAGGUGAAUGUGUUUUACACAUAAUACAAUGGUGAAAGGUGUUAAUGAUAAUGGAUUGGGCUUAAAAGGAAGAAUGGUUUUGCUUGCACUGUUUUUCAUUAUUUUGAGAGAUGGUGUUUAUGGUAAAAGAAAUACAGCAUCAAUGGAGAAAGAUUUGGAGGUGGAGAGGAAGUUGAAGCUUCUUAAUAAGCCUGCAGUAAAGAGCAUUCGGAGUAAAGAUGGAGAUAUCAUUGACUGUGUGGACAUCUACAAGCAACCUGCCUUUGAUCAUCCUUUACUAAAAAAUCACACUAUCCAUAUGACACCCGGUCGUGGACUACAACGGGUGACUAAUAAAGAAAAGCCUUCUUCAACGGUUGAGAUUUCACAAGUGUGGCGAAAGAGUGGAAGCUGUCCCAAGGGAACGGUCCCCAUUCGCCGUGCCCAAAAGCAAGUACUACUCAGAACCCCUUCUCUUGAAAAAUAUGGGAGGAGGAUAUCGCAUUUUAUUUAUAAACCAAAUACCACAAAAUCUGAUGCACUUGAUUCAACCGAAAAUCCAUCCGAAGAUCAUGCUGUAGCAGUAUUACUUACUCAAGGUUAUAGCUAUUCAGGAGCUCAAGCAGUUGUAAACGUGUGGAGUACAUUCGUUGAAAACGAUACUGAAUACAGCAAUGUUAUGAUCUUUCUCAGAAAUGGGCCUUACUAUGAUUUCGAUGCCAUUGAAGCUGGAUGGGGGAAUAAUCCGAGCCUGUACGGUGACCAAAGAACUCGAUUGACUACAUAUUGGACGAACGAUGCUUCAAAAACCACCGGUUGCUUUGAUCUCCUGUGCCCUGGAUUUGUACAAACUAGCCAUGAUGUAGCCCUUGGUAGCGCUAUUGAACCUCUUUCCCAACAUGGUGGGCCCCAGUACGCGGUCACCUACUCCGUUACUUGGGACCCAGAUACCGAUAGCUGGUGGUUGCAAUUGGGAGAUGAGACUGUUGUAGGAUACUGGCCAUCUCUCAUCUUUAGUACAAUGAAAAACGCAGCCACCAUAGUACUAUGGGGAGGAGAAGUAUACAGCAAGAAGCUUGGGACCCCACACACGGGCACAUGGAUGGGCAGCGGUAGUUUCUCUCAGGACUGGUUUCAUGGUCCAUGUUUCAUGAAAGAGAUCCGGAUUCGCAGCAAUUCCCUAGUUUGGAAGUAUCCCGAAUGGGUUUAUACGUACCAGGACCAGUAUAAUUGCUACGACGCCUUCAAUUACGUCGAAGGCCACUCCGAUCCUCCGUUCUUCUUUGGUGGGCCUGGCCGAAACUUUAAAUGUCCAUGAUGGGUGAGAUGGACAGUGUGCGUGCGAGUAUAUGAUGAUGAAAUAAAAGGUGUAUGUCAUUGAUGGUGUUUGUAUAGUUUUUAUGGGGCAUUCUCUAACAUUAAUGCAUACAAGCAUGGAAGACAUACAAGUAAAACAUAAGCUUCUUCUAAGAUGGUUUGUUUUC